AUGCAGCAGCCCAUGGAUACCAACGCCCCAGCGCUGUCGCUCGCACCGCUGCUCCUCUGCGCCGUCGGCCUCUAUGUGACGAUCGUGGUCGUCUACCAGCUCUGGCUCAGCCCGUUGGCGGGAGUCCCUGGGCCCCGGGUCGCUGCCGUAACGCGAUGGUACGAGUUUUACUGGGAGUGCAUCAAGCUGGGCCGCUACACCUUCAGGAUCGAGGAUAUGCACAAGAGAUAUGGACCUGUCGUGCGAAUAAGCCCUCGGGAGGUCCACAUCGACGACCCAGCUUUCUGGGACGUACUCUAUACAAACAGCAAACUCGACAAGGACGCAUGGUACUAUCGGCCGUUUGAAGACAACUACGCUACCGUUGGCACGGUCUCAUGGCGACUGCACCGACAACGCCGUGGCGCGAUGGCCAAGUUCUUCUCGAAGGCCAACGUCUCUGCAUUGGAACCUCAAGUGAUGGCGGUCGUGAAACGUCUAUGCGGCCGGAUAGAGGAGCACCGCAUAUCGAACAAAGUCGUUGACAUCUCUAAUGCAUAUCGGUGCUUUGCUACAGACGUCAUAACGAACUAUGCGGCUCCCCAGACGAUCGACUUCAUAAGUACGCCGGAUUUCGCGGCCGCGUAUAAUCGGGUGCUGAGGGACUUUUCGUACAUAAUGCUCUGGCAUCGACAGUUUCCCUUUGUGUUCCCGCUCCUCGCAACUAUCCCUCGAUGGGUGAUCUCCAUGAUUGACAGUAGCGGCGCCACUUUGGCCGUUAUUGACAACCAGGCUAGGAUUGAAAAACAAGCAAAGGCGGUUAUUGAAACAAAAGGUAUGCGGGUUAACUCUACACCAACUGUUCUGGAUGCUGUGUAUACCUGUCCUGUGCUUGGACCGGAACAAAAGUCUCUGAGACGGUUAACAGCCGAAGCUGCGACGCUUAUCGGAGCCGGAACAGAGACGACUGGAAACACACUGUCUGUAUUCACUUUCCAUGUCCUCUCAAACCCUUAUGUUUUGAAACAGGUCACGAUGGAGCUUGCAGAAGCUGCGAAGGAAUGUCAAGAGUCAGAGUUUCUAGAUUACAGAACGCUCAAGGGCCUACCUUACUUCCAGGCCUGUAUCAAGGAAGCUCUCCGCAUAGGGACCGGCGUCUCAGGCCGCCUUCCAAGGGUAAAUCCGUCAGCACCCACAAGUUACACCACUCCAGCUGGCAAAACUUACAUAUUCCCAGCCAAUACUGCCAUCUCGAUGUCAAUCCGCGACAUCCAUGCCAAUGAAGAGAUAUUUCCCCAACCGCACUGCUUCAUGCCCGAGAGAUGGCUGGAUAGCAGUCAACAGGAUCUAUGGCGGAUGGAAAAGGCAUUUGUCCCCUUUUCGGGUGGACAUAGAGGCUGCCUGGGACUCGAAUUAGCAAAGUUGGAGCUCAACCUCCUGGCGGGGAACUUAUUGCAUAAAUUCAGACUGGAGCUGUUUGAAACAACGGAGUGGGACAUCAGUGUCCAGCAUGACUUCUUUGCGCCCUUCGGGCCUACGGAUAGCAAGGGAGUGAGACUUAUCGUGAAGGAAUAG
Arthroderma uncinatum is the source of this 1554-nucleotide messenger RNA. RefSeq names its product Cytochrome P450. Gene Ontology annotation, molecular function: iron ion binding; oxidoreductase activity, acting on paired donors, with incorporation or reduction of molecular oxygen; heme binding. Lineage: Eukaryota; Fungi; Ascomycota; Eurotiomycetes; Onygenales; Arthrodermataceae. The record is from RefSeq and is a predicted model, not a curated record. The transcript has 3 exons. The coding region runs from base 1 to 1554 and encodes 517 amino acids.